AUGUAUCACAAAAAACCACAGCGCCGAAUCGGCAAGCGACGCGUCAAAGGCCCCAAAGGCAUGACCGUCAACACGGUUGAGAUGGCGACGUCUCGCUCCGGGUCUCUGUCGCGCGCUCAGACAGAAACACCGUCUCGGACGCCCACGCCCACGGAAAUCUCCCACGACCUCGGCUUGCGAGAACUCGAAGAACGCGCCAAGGAUGUGCGUGAGUCUUGCUGGACACAUGACUCUCUCUUUGAAGACGCCGUCGACGGCAUCCCCUCAGACACCAAAUUCGCCGCUGACGAUCCCACCGCCUGCUCGCCAGCCGAGGCCUACCACCUUCGCCAGCUGCUGCGGACCAUCGGUCCCCGCGAGUUCUGCCUGCGCACAGUCGAUUCUGGUCGGUAUACGGCGAAACGCCUGCUCACGGCCUUUAACAUCCGUGCCCCGGCUUUUCUCGACGGCGCCCCCGAGGAGGCCUACACGAGCAUGCUGACGCUCGCCUUCAGCCGUGAGCUGGCCAAGCGCGCCAAGCUGCCGUCGCACAACUCACUCGACGACGCCGUCGCCCUGCUGACCCGCUCCCGCAACAUCAUGGUCAUUACGGGCGCCGGCAUCUCAACAUCGCUCGGCAUCCCCGACUUCCGUUCCAAGAAGACGGGACUCUACGCCCAGCUGGAGCACAUGGGCCUCGCCGUGCACGACCCGCAGGAGGUCUUUGACAUUAACGUCUUCCGCGACGACCCCACCAUCUUCUACACGGUCGCCAAGGACAUCAUUGUGAACACGGACCGCUACUCGCCGACGCAUGCCUUCAUCGCCAUGCUGGACCGCAUGGGCAAGCUGCUCACCAACUACACGCAAAAUAUUGACAACGUGGAGGCCCGUGCCGGCAUCAACCCGGAUCGCAUCAUCCAGUGCCACGGCUCCUUCGCCACAGCCUCGUGCCUCGAGUGCGGCUACAACUGCCCGGGCGAGGACAUCUUCCCCGCCAUCCACGCCAAGCAGAUCCCGCGGUGCCCCAAGUGCGUCGCCCAGCUGCAGGCCGAGCGCGAGCAACAGCAACAACGCCGCCGCCGCCCGGGACGGCCCCCGAAGCGCGGCAACGCCGCCAAGCGACCCUACGCGCCGCGCCGGCGCUCCGGCCACGACAACCGGUCCGACGACUCGGACAUCGACGACGACAUCCCCCAGGGCGGCGUCAUGAAGCCCGACAUCACCUUUUUCGGCGAGGGCCUCCCCGACGCCUUUGGCCGCCGCCUCGCCGGCCACGACCGCGACCGCGUCGACCUCGUCCUCGUCAUCGGCACCUCGCUCAAGGUGACGCCCGUAUCCGAGAUUGUCUCGUGGCUGCCGCCCCACGUGCCCCAGCUCUGCAUCUCGCUCGACCCCAUCAACCACAUCAACUUUGACAUUGACCUGCUCGGCCAGUGCGACGUUGUCGUCGCCGAGCUGUGCCGCCGCGCCGGCUGGGACCUGCGCCACGACAUGGUGCCCCAGGGCCAGGCCGUCGACGUCCACACCGAGCCCGGCUUCGAGCACCGGCACCGCUUCACCCAGGUCUACCCGGCCGCCAAGAGGUCCGAGUCGCCCGUCGACCUGAAGCGGUCGUCAUAG
Messenger RNA from Verticillium nonalfalfae, 1602 nucleotides. RefSeq names its product NAD-dependent protein deacetylase sirtuin-1 (gene SIRT1). Gene Ontology annotation, molecular function: NAD+ binding. Lineage: Eukaryota; Fungi; Ascomycota; Sordariomycetes; Glomerellales; Plectosphaerellaceae. The record is from RefSeq and is a predicted model, not a curated record. Bases 1 to 1602 code for a protein of 533 amino acids. The transcript has a single exon.